AGCACCGCCCAGAGCUGAGGGGAUGAACUUUGUCACAAAUAUCAGGGAGCUGCAUUAUUCCUCCCUCUGGAAGCUUUCACUGACACAUGUCUGCAGUGUUGUGAGCUCUGCAAAAUGUACUUCUGGUUCACUGUUUUGGUCGGACUGGCCAUCCUGUCCCUGUCAUUCCUCAGGGCAUGUUUCCCUUACUUUGGCGAGGACUUCGCGUACAUCAUGAGGAGUAUUCAACUUGGUAUCAGGCUCGUCAAAUACAAGAAAAACAAACCUUUUUACAGCAUCUUGGACUGCUUCUUGGAUAGAGUGAAGAGGCACCCCGCUAAGACAUUUGUACACUUUGAGGGUCGGGAGUAUUCCUAUGGAGAGGUGGAUAAACAGAGCAACAAGGUGGCCAGAGCUCUGCAGGCUGCAGCCCGGCUGAAGGAGGGGGACACUGUCGCCUUAUUUCUAGCCAACGAACCCAGUUACAUAUGGAUUUGGCUCGGUUUGACCAAGCUGGGCUGUCCAGCAGCUCUGCUUAACUUUAACAUAAGAUCCAAGUCUCUGUUGCACUGUUUCUCCUGCUGUGGGGCCAAAGUGAUCAUCGCCUCUGCAGAGCUGCAGGACGCUGUGGAGGAGGUCCUCCCGACGCUGACAGAGCAGGGUAUCAGCGUGUACCUCCUGUCAGAGGCCUGCAGCAUACAGGGCAUAAACACUUUAUCUGACAAGAUCUCACAGGCCUCAGAUCAGCCGCUGUCCCGGGACCUCAGAGCCAACAUCCACAUCAGGAGUACUGCUCUGUACAUCUACACGUCAGGCACUACAGGUUUGCCUAAAGCAGCUGUUGUCACUCAUGAGAGGGUUUUGGCCGCCUCCUUCAUCCAGGCGGCAUGUGGAGUCACGUCGGAAGACAUCUUCUACAUCAAUCUGCCUCUCUAUCACAGUGCAGGCUUCCUUAUCGGGAUGGUCGGAGGCAUCGAGAGAGGUAUGACAAUUUUUCUGAGGAGGAAGUUCUCUGCCUCUCAGUUCUGGGACGACUGCAGGAAGUAUAACAUAACAGUGAUGCAGUACAUUGGUGAAACUAUGCGCUACCUCUGCAACACACCCAAGAAAGACAAUGAGAAGAACCACGGAGUGAGGAUCGCCAUCGGCAACGGAGUCCGCACAGACAUUUGGACCGAGUUUCUGAAUCGCUUCGGGAACAUUAAAGUCAGAGAGCUGUACGCUGCCACGGAGGGAAACAUCGGCUUCAUCAAUUACACGUCUAAGAUCGGUGCAGUGGGACGAGUCAAUUUUGUCCACAAGUUUUUCUUCCCCUACACUUUGAUCAAGUUUAACAUUGAGAAGGAGGAGCCUGUCAGGAACUCUGAGGGUCUGUGCAUCGAGGUAUCCCCAGGUGAGACUGGACUUUUGGUGGGAAAGAUUACUCAGAGGUCUCCUUUUAUUGGCUACGCUGGCAACCAGCAACAGACUGAGAAGAAGAGGCUUCGCGACGUGUUGAAAAAAGGCGACUUGUACUUCAACACUGGAGAUUUGCUGCGGCUCGAUCACGAAAAGUUUGUGUACUUUCAGGACAGAGUUGGCGACACUUUCAGAUGGAAAGGAGAGAACGUUGCCACGUCAGAGGUUGCAGACAUUCUCACAAUGGCUCCUUGCAUUUUGGAGGCAAACGUCUACGGUGUUAAAGUUGAAGGUCAUGAGGGGCGGAUCGGCAUGGCAGCUGUCAUUUUGAAAGAAGGAGAAGCAUUUGACUGUUCAGGCACCUACAAGCAGGUCGCCAACUACCUCCCAGCUUACGCAAGACCUCGAUUCAUCAGGAUUCAGGCGUGCCUGGAGAUGACGGGGACGUUCAAGAUGAAGAAAGUGAGGUUGGUGGAGGAGGGAUUCAACCCAGCUCACAUCCAAGAUUCUUUGUACUUUUUAGAUCCUGAGAAAAAGACGUACAUCCCCAUGACUGAGGACAUCUACAGAGCGAUCGCUUCUAGGGAAAUAAAACUCUAACACGGAAACUUUUAAGUAGUCAGUGAGCCAGACGACCCGUUUGUUUACAGCAUAGCAGCUUAUCCACGGAUCUUUUAACAAUCAACUAAUCUCAGGGACCAGACUGACUUUGAAACAUUACAUAACGGUUAAGGAGACCACUUUUUUUAAUUAACACAACUACUGUGGAUCCCUAUAGUUUUUGUAUUUCAUAAUGCAGACAGUAUGUGAUCUUACUGCCAUGAUUGUGUUUUUAAUAAUUCAACUCUGGUUGUGACUCUUAAAUUGUGAUAAGCCAGAUAAGGCAUGUCAAUGAUGUAGCAUUUAAAUUUUCAUUUUUAAGCCAAAAUCUUCUCUUGAGCUUUUGUUGCAUUAGACAGAUGAUACUAAAAAAAAUAAAGAUAAAAAAAAAAGGUCAGAUAUUACACAGUUGUACAUUAACUUGGGAUAUUCAACUUAGUUACGUCACAUUUAGUACGAUCUGUGGUGGGUUUAUCAGUGAACCUUUGCACAGAUGUUGUGUACAGCCAGUCUUUAUCAGCUUGUGUGUAGAACAGGCACAUACCCGUGUAAAGAUAUGUGAGGUAGGGUAUUUUACCCUCAAGUGAUAUUGUUGAGCAACUUUUUGACUGAUGGCCAUUGGUUGAGCAACCUUUGACAUAAAAUGAUACUUGGUCACAAGUUUAGGCAUGCGACAAAUGUAGCAAAAAUGUCAAAAUCAGCUGGUUUCAGAAAGUAAGUGAAAGUUGACAUUUGUAAUGUUGCCUAAAGUUAAAGUCUCCUCUAUGACACAAAUGUUUUAUUUUUAUUUUUUAUUGUUCAUUAACUUGAAUGUUUGAGUUUUACUGUGCAGAGUUUGACACAAGAAGUUUUCUGUGCUCAUUUUAAAUCUCAGUAUGAUUUUUUUUGUCAUGACCUUUGGGUUAGAAGCUAUCCAUGAACAUGAAUUUCAGAGGUUUGUGGUGCAUUGUAAUGACAGGUGUUUAUAAUCUAACAGCAGCUUCUGAAAUUGUCAAAACAGAAUCAUCAACUCACUAAAACUGUUGAAACAUUAUAACCUUCAUCAAAGUAGGCUUCACUGCAGGACUGUUGUGUUAGAGUACAUUCGUUUUAGCUUGGUGUACCUAAUAAACUGGAAACCAUG
Larimichthys crocea (large yellow croaker) is the source of this 3100-nucleotide messenger RNA. It is a transcript of the gene slc27a2, whose product is annotated as solute carrier family 27 member 2. Gene Ontology annotation, biological process: long-chain fatty acid metabolic process; long-chain fatty acid import into cell. The transcript is spliced from 10 exons. The record is from RefSeq and is a predicted model, not a curated record. The coding region runs from base 115 to 1977 and encodes 620 amino acids. Gene Ontology annotation, cellular component: endoplasmic reticulum membrane; plasma membrane. Lineage: Eukaryota; Metazoa; Chordata; Actinopteri; Sciaenidae. Gene Ontology annotation, molecular function: long-chain fatty acid transmembrane transporter activity; long-chain fatty acid-CoA ligase activity.